Molecule: messenger RNA, 1717 nt
Organism: Clarias gariepinus (North African catfish)
Lineage: Eukaryota; Metazoa; Chordata; Actinopteri; Siluriformes; Clariidae
Gene: hand2
Product: heart and neural crest derivatives expressed 2
Exons: 2
Coding region: 490-1182 (230 amino acids)
Biological process (GO): developmental process; regulation of transcription by RNA polymerase II
Molecular function (GO): protein dimerization activity; RNA polymerase II transcription regulatory region sequence-specific DNA binding; DNA-binding transcription factor activity, RNA polymerase II-specific
Source: RefSeq, a predicted model, not a curated record
CUCACACAUCAAACAGAGAAAAAUCCACAUGAGAGCUGCACAAACAGCUACAACAGUGCAUGGAAUCUUUCUCUUUUCAUUUUCAUAUCCAGCAGGGAUUUGUGCCUCGGACACUUUCGCAUGACCAAGACUUGCUUUAAGAUGAGUUUCUAAAAGAAAGUCUGCACUGGUUCCCAAUGGGAGGUUUGGUCGUACUGGGAUGUGCACUACGGAGUAAGUAGCCUAGGUGACUUUUAGAAGUUAUAACUACAUUGUUUGAAAUAUGUUUUGCUCGGUAUCAGUUUUAAGUUUUGUAAAGGACAGAUAGAGAGCCUCGUUCAUUUCACUGAUCCAGGAAGAACGAAUGUUGCACGACUCUUUUUUUUUCAUUUUCCCGCAAAACAAAUAGAAGCAAUCUGAGAGAGUAAGGGGGAAGAAAAGAAUAAGAAAUAAAUUAAGAAAUACAAUUCGAAAGAGCGAAAGCGCGCUCCGUUUUUGCAGGACACUAUCAUGAGUUUGGUAGGAGGCUUUCCUCACCACCCGGUCGUGCACCAUGACGGCUACUCGUCCUCCUUUGCAGCAGCAGCUGCAGCCGCCGCCGCCGCGAGCCGCUGUCACGAGGAAAGCCCUUAUUUCCACGGGUGGCUCAUCGGGCACGCGGACAUGUCCCCGCCGCCGGACUAUGGCAUGGCGCCUUCGUCCUACAGCCCCGAGUAUACCACCAAUAACGCCGCCGGCGGUGUGUGCGCGCCCGGGCCUGGCUUGGAGCACGGGCCCUAUGGAGCAGGCGGCGCUGGAGCGCUCGUCCCGGGCAUGAUGGUGGUGCCGCGCGCCGUGAAGCGGAGGCCCACGGCGAACCGGAAAGAAAGACGCAGGACUCAGAGCAUCAACAGCGCGUUCGCCGAGCUGCGUGAGUGCAUCCCGAACGUGCCCGCUGACACCAAGCUCUCCAAGAUCAAAACGUUGCGCCUCGCUACCAGCUACAUCGCCUACCUCAUGGACAUCCUGGACAAACACGAGCAGCACGGCGGCGGCGAAACGGAGGCCUUCAAGGCCGAGUUCAGGAAGGCAGACUCCAAAGAAGAGAGGAGGAAGAAAGAAACGAAUGAAGUUUUGAAAUGUUCAGGGAGCAGCAAUGACAAGAAACCCAAAGGGAGAACUGGUUGGCCGCAACACGUCUGGGCUUUGGAACUGAAACAGUGAACUUAAACAAAAAACAACCUUGCAUUGAGGCCUUUCCAUGUCAUGUUUUUUACACUAACUUUAUUUAAUGGAAUAUUUAUGUGCAAUUUCUACGGACAAUGGAUCCUUGAAGACAAAACAAACAAAAAAAAAAAAACAUUCCAUUUUUAACAGGAGGAUGCCCCUCUUGGUAAGGGAUUGUGUUGUUGCUAUUGUUGUUGUUGCUAUUGUUGUCUAGUUUGUGGUGAUUAUCUGCCACUGAAGUGAAAGUGUAAGUCUCUCUCUUUCUCUUAGAAAAAAAAAUAGCCUAUCAAGUGAGAGGUCGAGAAAAUUAUGAAACGGUUUGAAAUAACGUUUCAAUUGGAGAAAGAAAAAAAUACAAAUGUCAUGAAGUGUUAUGUUGUGAUGUUUUGUUGUGGUCGUAUAUAUAGGAAUCUCUCUGGUCGUGUUUGAAACCUAAUGUUGAGUCCACUCAAGUGCACUUCCGUCCAGACACCAGAAGUUUAUAUAAAAUAAUAAUAAAUAUCUGAAGAUGUAAACGAUGUAAUUAAUUCAA